This is a messenger RNA of Tilletiopsis washingtonensis, 798 nucleotides long. Its product is annotated as RabGAP/TBC. The annotation marks the transcript as partial. The transcript is spliced from 4 exons. The record is from RefSeq and is a predicted model, not a curated record. Lineage: Eukaryota; Fungi; Basidiomycota; Exobasidiomycetes; Entylomatales.
GUCGGCGUCAGCCGCCUGGGCGACACCAAGACGGGGAAGGAGCACUGGAAGGAGUUCCUGCGGCUGUGCCAGGCCGGCAUUCCGCUGUGCUACCGCGCCAAAGUGUGGGCCGAAUGCUCCGGCGCCAUCGAGGCCGCCGAGCCGGGCCGCUACCAGGAGCUGCUCGCCGAGCACGAGGGCGAGUCCAACCAGUGCACCGAGCAGAUCGACCUCGACGUGCACCGCACGAUGCCCACGAACGUCUACUUCGGCGGCGAGGGCCCGGGCGUGCCGAAGCUGCGCCGCCUGCUCGUCGCCUUCUCGUGGUACAAUCCGGCGUGCGGCUACUGCCAAGGCAUGAACAAUCUCGCAGCCACGCUGCUUCUCACGCACGCGACGGAGGAAGAGGCCUUCUGGGUGCUCGUCAUGAUCAUCGAGCGGAUCCUGCCCUCCGAGUAUUACACAUCGCAUCUGCUCGUCUCGCAGGCGGACCAGCGCGUGCUGCUCGAGCUCAUCAACGAGCUGCUGCCUCGCCUCGCCGAGCACAUUGCCGAUCUUGGCGUCGACCUACCGGCUGUCACCUUCGCGUGGUUCCUGUCGCUGUACACCGACUGCCUGCCCGUCGAGACGCUGUUCCGAGUCUGGGACGUGCUCUUCGUUGAGGGCAUGGUCGUGCUCUUCCGCAUCGCCGUCGCCAUCCUGCAGCUCAACGAGGCCGACCUGCUGGCCGCCACGUCGCCAGCGGCCUUCUACAGUCUCAUGCACUCCAUGACGUCCAAGCUCUUCGCCUCUGAUCGCCUCAUCAAGGUGAGACCUGUG